GAGAGACGGAGCACAGAGCGAAGCACAGCAGCCAGGCUGCGCGGCUUUCUCAACUUUCUCAGAAAGGAAGAGGAGGCGAUGGAAUAAACUUGUCGGGCAGUUGUGACCCAGCUGACGAUGCUGCUGUGAUCGGGAGCAGCCGGGCAUCCGAAGCGAGGGACGGAAAGCCCGAGGCAGACGGAGAUGAUGUCGCUGCUAUGGAUAGGAGGGAGCGGUGUUACAAAUUAGCGGAGAACCAGCAGCCAGAGCAGUUUGACGUUACAGCUGGAGGAACUGAGGUUGCUCCUGCUGCCGGACUCCCAGGAUGAAAGAGCGGCUGGAAUUGGUGCCUGGGCUUCUGUCCCCCUGACCUUCUGCUCCUUCCCCUCUGGGCCUGGUGCUAAUGGGGACUUCUGAGCUGUGGACCCUCAUGCUCCUGUGAAGCCAGCCCUGCCUUCUGGACCUGUCAUCAAAAUGACCAUGGCCACGAUGGGCAGCCAUGAUGGCUACAACAUCCAAGCUACGGCCGCCAUUGCUGCCGUCACCACCUUCCUCAUCCUCUUCACCAUCUUCGGCAACGUUCUGGUGAUCAUCGCCGUGCUGACCAGCAGGUCUCUGAAAGCCCCUCAGAACCUCUUCCUGGUGUCCCUCGCGGCCGCAGACAUCCUGGUGGCCACCCUCAUCAUCCCCUUCUCCCUGGCCAAUGAGCUGAUGGGCUACUGGUACUUCAGCAGGACCUGGUGCAAGGCCUACCUGGCGCUGGAUGUCCUGUUCUGCACUGCCUCCAUUGUACACCUCUGCGCCAUCAGUCUGGACCGCUACUGGUCCGUCAGCCGGGCCAUCGAGUACAAUUCCAAGCGGACGCCCAGGAGAAUCAAAUGCACCAUCCUUGUCGUGUGGCUGAUUGCAGCGGUCAUCUCCCUGCCCCCGCUUGUCCUCAACGAGAACCCGAACAACGCCAAAGAGGACGCCAGGAAGUGUGAGCUCAACGAAGAGCCCUGGUACAUCCUUUCCUCCAGCACCUGCUCCUUCUUUGCGCCUUGUGUCAUCAUGAUCUUGGUGUAUCUCAGGAUCUACUUUAUAGCCAAGCGCCGAAGCAGGCAGGCGACUAGAGCUAAGAAGCCCAAAGCCAAGGUGGAAGAAGGGGCGCCCCAGAUCAUUGCUGGCCCAUCCAAUGAGACCUCGCCCAAGCAGGACCUACCCAAGCUCCAAGGAGAAAGGGAGCCCAACGGGCAUCAGGUACCUGUCCAGGAAGGGGACCAACCUGAGACCCAUCAUCUUUCGACCGAAAACUUUUCUCUCAUGAGCCAGGCGGACAAGGAGCCGGAGCUCACCCCUGGCGCCAGCCCUCCCCAGCCCCCGCCUGAGAAGAAGACGUCUUCAGGGUCUAGCCAGCUGGAAGGCUCUCCCUGCAGCAGCAUCAAGCGGAGCAACGGCCCUCCGCAGGGCUCCCCUCAGGGGAUGGACACCAUGGCCACAGCCCGAGGGGAGGUCCUGCUGGUGAGGCGGGUGAAGACCCUCAGCGCCAACCCUUUGAAGAAGAAGACCCACCUCAACCGGGAGAAGAGAUUCACUUUCGUUCUGGCCGUAGUGAUUGGGGUCUUCGUUAUUUGCUGGUUCCCUUUCUUCUUCCUCUACAGCCUCCAGGCCAUCUGCCCGCCAGAGCACUGCCCAAUCCCAGAAAGCACCUUCAAGUUUUUCUUCUGGAUUGGCUACUGCAAUAGCUCCUUGAACCCGGUCAUAUACACGAUCUUCAACCAGGACUUUCGCAAGGCUUUUAGGAAGAUCCUCUGCAGGCAGUGGACUCAGACUGCCUGGUGAGAGGGAGACAUUCGGGGGCACACCGGCUCCAGCGGGAAGGGACCUCAGCGUGCUCGUUAAACAAAACAAAAUUCUAUUUAUUUCUUGGCUUUGGUGUUGGCAUAAAAAGGAGUGAGGUGAGUCCUGGGAAGAAAGGAACCAGCUGUUCAGAAUGUUGAUUUGGCUUCAGCUAUAUGUAUGUGUGUUAUCUAUAGAUAUAGAUAUAUACACCCAUAUA
Messenger RNA from Elgaria multicarinata webbii, 2017 nucleotides. It is a transcript of the gene ADRA2B, whose product is annotated as adrenoceptor alpha 2B. Bases 454 to 1800 code for a protein of 448 amino acids. Gene Ontology annotation, molecular function: alpha2-adrenergic receptor activity; epinephrine binding. Lineage: Eukaryota; Metazoa; Chordata; Lepidosauria; Squamata; Anguidae. The transcript has a single exon. The record is from RefSeq and is a predicted model, not a curated record. Gene Ontology annotation, biological process: adenylate cyclase-activating adrenergic receptor signaling pathway; regulation of smooth muscle contraction; platelet activation. Gene Ontology annotation, cellular component: plasma membrane.